Molecule: messenger RNA, 1286 nt
Organism: Stylophora pistillata
Lineage: Eukaryota; Metazoa; Cnidaria; Anthozoa; Scleractinia; Pocilloporidae
Product: calreticulin
Biological process (GO): ERAD pathway; protein folding
Cellular component (GO): endoplasmic reticulum; endoplasmic reticulum membrane
Molecular function (GO): calcium ion binding
Source: RefSeq, a predicted model, not a curated record
AUCACAGGACCGGAUAUCUGUGGACCUGGUACCAAAAAAGUACAUGUCAUUUUCACCUAUAAGGGGAAAAACUUGCUGACGAAGAAAGAUAUUAGAUGCAAGGAUGAUGAAUUCACCCAUCUUUACACACUGAUUGUGAAGUCUGAUAACACCUACGAGGUUCGCAUUGAUGGAGAAAAGGUUGAAAGUGGGGAGCUUGAAGCUGACUGGGAUUUUCUGCCACCAAAGAAGAUCAAGGAUCCUGAGGCCAAGAAACCAGAGGAUUGGGAUGAUAAAAAGAAAAUUGAUGAUCCAGAGGAUAAAAAACCGGAGGAUUGGGAUAAGCCUCAGCACAUUCCUGACCCUGAUGCCAAGAAGCCCGAUGACUGGGAUGAUGAGAUUGAUGGUGAAUGGGAACCUCCAAUGAUUGACAACCCAGACUACAAGGGAGAAUGGAAACCCAAACAGAUUGACAAUCCUAACUACAAGGGAGAAUGGGUCCACCCAGAAAUUGACAAUCCUGAAUACCAACCUGAUGACCAACUUUAUAAGUAUGAUGACAUUGGUGCCAUCGGUUUUGAUCUGUGGCAGGUGAAAUCUGGAACCAUUUUUGAUAAUAUCCUUGUAACAGAUUCUGUGGAAUAUGCAGAACAAUUUGCAAAGGAAACGUUUGAGAAAACCAAGGAAGGUGAAAAGAAAAUGAAGGAUGAGCAGGAUGAAAAGGAACGCAAAGAGAGAGAGGAAGAAGAAAAGAAGAGGAAAGAAGAGGAGGACAAGAAGAAGGCAGAGGAAGAAGAUGAGGAAGAAGAGGAAGAGGAAGAGGAAGAAGAAGGCAAAGAAUCUGAGGAGGAAGCAAAAGAAGAAGAUGCAGCUGAGGAGGGUAAAGAAGGAGCAGAAAGUGAAGAAAGUGCAACAGAGGAUGAAGAGGAGGAAACAAAAACCAAGGACGAACUUUAAUUGAAUCUGAUGCAUCUAGGCAUUUUUAUUGACUUAAAAGAACUCUAUGAAGCACACUUAACUAAAUGGUGUGUGACUUGGUUUUAGGUGGUGUAUCAAAUUGCUUCGUGUGUUGAAGUUAGCAGAAAAAAUAGGCCUCUUCCAUUGUCUAUACUUUUAUAAUUUCUUUUUAAAGGAAAACAUGGAAAUACUGAAAUGCAACUUGGUAAUCUUCUUUUGCUCUUUGUAUGCAUCCAUCAAUUAUUAUCUUUUUCAAGCAUGGAAAGGCCCAUCCCCUGUGGUUACUCUUGCUUUAGUUACCAAACUAAUUUAAUUUCAUGUUUAAUAAUAAAAAAAAAGAUAAGAAACAA